UGUGUAAGGGGGGUUGUUCUAAAGGGUGACGCUUGAGUCCGGUUCUGCACUGCUCACAUGAGGAUAUGCAGAAAGGGGCCCGGUCCAGCCCCGAGCGGAGAAAGGGCCCCGCGCAGGGCCCCCUCAGGGCACUCAGGGCAGUGGCGGCGGAAAGGAACGGUCUCCCUCAGAAGGCAUUGACUGUUGCAGUUGCACCACAAGCAGUGUGGGCCCCCUGCCUCCCAAAAAUGGCCCCCCUGGGACCUUCGGGACCAAGUGGGGGAACUGUGGGAGGAGCUGAGCAAAGCCCAGGAGCGGUUGCAGGAGCUGGAGAGCCACAAAUAGCACCUGGAAUGUGGAAAUCAGCAGCUCCAAGAGCGCCUGGAGCAGCUCCAGAGGGAGCUCAUGGAGCGGUAAAGCCAAGAGAACGACCUCAGUGCCACAGUGGGUGUCAUGGCGGCACCCUCACAGCCGGGCUGGCAGCGUGGGACAGCACUUCUGGUCCUGCACAGUGCAGGGAUUGGG
Molecule: messenger RNA, 504 nt
Organism: Myiozetetes cayanensis
Lineage: Eukaryota; Metazoa; Chordata; Aves; Passeriformes; Tyrannidae
Product: circumsporozoite protein-like
Exons: 5
Source: RefSeq, a predicted model, not a curated record